This is a messenger RNA of Chaetomium strumarium, 1593 nucleotides long. RefSeq lists its product as uncharacterized. Lineage: Eukaryota; Fungi; Ascomycota; Sordariomycetes; Sordariales; Chaetomiaceae. The record is from RefSeq and is a predicted model, not a curated record. The transcript has 4 exons. The coding region runs from base 1 to 1593 and encodes 530 amino acids.
AUGAAAGGAUUCCGGACCCGAAACGACACCGAUGGGGACCGGUCGCGGCAGAGCCCAGCUCCGGGGCGGGCCUCCGAGGACCACCUGGCGGAUGAACACACACGGCUCCUGCCGAACCGAGUGGACAGCACCCCGUAUCUCUCUCCCGACGACCCGGCUGUGUCACCGUACAAUCUCUGGACCGUCCGCUUCGUGCGCUGGGUCACUGUCGCACUUGCCGGCGUCAGCUUCGUGUGGUGGGUGCUGAUGAUCGUCGCCGUGUUCAUCACGCCGACGGGUCUGCACGUCCGCGGCUCUCCCUUUUUCUCGUUCGCCUACGCCACGAUCGCGUUUCUUACUCUCGUCGUCUCACUGCUGUUUUUCUCGACCCCUAGCAAGCUGGCAAGGAUGCUCAGCAUCAUCAACGCACUUGCGCUGCUUGUCCAUCUUGUCAUCAUACUGGCAGUUCCUGGGCUGCGCCACGCAGAGAUCUGGGCCGGAAUCGCCAGUGUCGCCUGGGCAUCGCUGAUGGCGAUCUGGUUCGUGGCCGCUGAUCGUACGGUACAGUGGGGUAAGGCGGAGGAAGAAGAGCGCUUGACCGGACGCUCGGAGACCAGGCGCACAUUGCUGGAAUGGCUGGCGGUCACGCUGUCGACCAUCGCGCUGGUCAUCAUAACACUGGCCGUGGUAUUGAUGACCUGCACCCUGACGCUGCGAGCUAUCGACUCCAGCCUCGACUCACCGGGAGAACGGUAUUGGGUGGACGGUAACAGGUACCAAAUCCACCUGUACUGCUUCGGCAACAAGACCGACGAGAAGGGUGGCAAGACGACGACCGUGCUGCUGGAAGGGGGCGAAGACACUGUGGAGCGCGGCUUGUGGCAGUUUGCUGAAAACGCUGUGAAGAACGGCUCGAUUCACAGGUUUUGCUUUGCCGACCGUCCGGGGAUGGCCUGGAGCGACACAGCUCCGUCGCCAUUCUCCGCAAGCUUCGCUUCUGACGCGCUUAGCGAAGCACUAUCCAGAGCUGGAGAAGAUGGACCAUGGGUACUGGCUAGCGCAGGUAUCGGUUCUCUGUACUCGCGAGUGUUCGGUUCCCGUCACGGUGAGCAGGUACAUGGCAUUCUCAUGAUCGACCCGCUGCAUGAAGACUUGCUCUCGCGCAUCGGGGCCCCAGGACGCGGCUUUCUGCUCUGGAUCCGCGGGGUCAUCUCGCCGUGCGGAAUAGACCGGAUCUCGGGGGCCAUAUUCAGGGGUAGGCGGGCCGUGGACCGGGUCUGGGGACGUUCCUCGUAUCAGUCGGGGACGACCAUUUUCGCUAAGCUCCAAGAGAGCUUAGUGGCCGACUCGCUCACGAAGCGGGACGUGGUGUCCAGCCGGGCUAUACAGGACAAGGAUACGCCGCUGGUGGUGAUCAGCUCGGGCGACAUGAUUCGUAAAGAUACCGACUGGGAGGACAAGCAACGAGAUCUUAGCCAUCUCACCAAGAACCUGCAAGAUUGGGACAUUGUGGAUGGCGCUCCUCAUCGCGUUUGGGAUACACUGAGCGGGCGAGAGGUCAUCGAGAAGAGGCUGAGGAAGCUGGUGAGGUCUUCGAAGACGUCGGAGGUCUGA